UACUUUGGAUUUUUUAAAAAGUAAACUCAGUUUAUGGAAAAACUGUGAUUUUUUAAAGAAAAAAUCGAGAUCUUCUGAUACCCGACCUUCAAGCCGAUAUGACGGAUUCCCUUUGGCCUUCCAAACUUGGUUUUUCGAGUGUUGCCCUGCUCUCGAAGGUGGAAUAGCUUCUUGUUGUGGAACUGAAAUUCCUCGCAUUUUGCGUUGGAAGGUUACAACUCUUCAGAGUUGGUCUUAUUUGUGUCGAAACCUCUUUGAUCAAUCUGCUGAACAGUUAAAAUUAUGCAAUAUUACACCAACCGAUGAGGAGAGGACGUUGUUGAACUUAUAGGGGCUGUUUUUAAAAGGAAAGCGUAAAGUCGAAAUGGAGCUAGAGGAUAGUGAAGGAGUUAAUUUUAAAACCAAAAUUAAUAAAUUGGUUUUGAAUCAGUCGAAGAUGUUCAAUGAGUUUGCUGCUAUCAAGACAUUCAUAGAGACUGAAUUCUCUGAUGUCAAGAAUCAAUUGGUUGAAUUGAAAAGUCUAAUCACUGCGGCUGCUCGUCGAGAUACUGUCGAGGUGGAUGCUCGUGUUCUUGUUUCUUCUUCAGAAGAAACUGUUAGUGAACAUUCGAUGAGAGUGAAUCAAGAAAGCAUUGAUAACAAGGGUGAUGAGAAUGAGCAGAAUAAGAAAGUGGAAAGUGAUGCGAACGAUCCUACUGACAUACCGAAAAGCGAUGACGUCGGUGAUUCUAAGGAUCAUAUGAAUGACCAUACUGAUGACAGCGAUGAUAACACGGCAGUGAGGAUACGGUUGAUCCGAAUGAGACUCGCGAUAGAGAGGAAAGUGAUGAUAGCGAAAAUAGUGAUGAUGACAUGACAGAUGAUAAAAGUGAAAGAGAUGACAGAGCAGGUGAUAUAAAAAAGGAUGAUGAGAGAAGGGAUGGCUCAAACUAUGGGAAUGCAGUUGACGAGAGGUUCAAUUAUGCGUACAAAGAUCGUGAGGAUGGUGAAAGUUCUGAAAAGAAAGUUGAUGAGGGUAAUGAUGUAUCAAAAGAGAAUGAAAAAGUUAGACAACGUAGCAAAAAGGUUGAUGCUGUUGAUUCUUUUUUUGAAAAGAAAGUUGAUGAGGGGAUUAAUGUGAUGCAAAAGGGUGAAAAUGAUAUCAAAGAUAGCGGAAAGGUUGAUUUAGUUGAUAGUCAUCCUACUCUCAAUACUUUUGAAGCAAGUACACAAGAGACUUCUAGUACAUUUGACUCAGUUGAAAUACGUGUUAUCGAUAAAGCUGAAAGAGACGCUAUCAAUAAAGCUCAAAUAGACGCUGUUGAUAAAGCUGAAAGAGACACUGGUCUUCUUGGCAAGGUAAUUUGUUUAUUACUUUUAUUCUGAUUUAAAGUAAGUUUUUUGACAAUUUACUAACAGUGUACCAAUAGUUUACCAAUAUACAUUUUAUUUGUUUUUUGACUGUUAUUAAUAUAUAGUUUUUAUUUAGAAGGUUUAUGAAGUUGAUGAGGGAUUAGAGGAUGAAUCUAUAUUUGAUGAAGCUUGUCUCAAUGAUCUUGCUUAUGUUUGUGAUCGUAUUGAAAAACAAGCUGCUGAUCGUAUUGAACAACAAGCUGCUGAUCAAGUUGCAAAAGAAGCUUCCGCUGGUCAAGUUGCAAAAGAAGCUUCCGCUGGUCAAGUUGCAAAAGAAGCUUCUGAGUUGCAGAAGGCGUCUUUGAAAGAAAUUACUGUGUAUCGAGGCAGUCCAUCGGAGCAAAUUUCAAAGAUUGCCUCUGAGUUCAAAAUUCCUUAUGCAAAGCCACUAGCAUUUAUCAAGGCUAAAGAGAACGUAAAAUGUGUGAAGAAACUGAAUCCUCUUGACGACAAUGUUGAUGGAGAUAUCCAAUGUGCAGAACUACAAGAUUUUGUUGAUUGGAUUCAGUGUGGCCUAAGGCCUAAUCUUAAG
Molecule: messenger RNA, 1924 nt
Organism: Mercurialis annua (annual mercury)
Lineage: Eukaryota; Viridiplantae; Streptophyta; Magnoliopsida; Malpighiales; Euphorbiaceae
Exons: 7
Coding region: 853-1365 (170 amino acids)
Source: RefSeq, a predicted model, not a curated record